AUGCAGCAGUGCGCUACGGCAACGCCGUCGAUUGAGGAGAAGUGGAUAACGUUGAUGGUUUUAUAUUUUGCUUCUGCUCAACUCACAGUUACCUCGGUCAUGCGCGAUUACCCGCAUCUUCGCCGAGGUGUGUCGUCCUCGAACACAGCUCUGCCCAACCUUCUCGAUCUUCUGCGAGAGCUUGCACAGAAUCAAUCCAUUCGUCGCUAUUCCAUAUUCUGCGAAACCUUACGUCUCGCCUGA
Molecule: messenger RNA, 243 nt
Organism: Necator americanus (New World hookworm)
Lineage: Eukaryota; Metazoa; Nematoda; Chromadorea; Rhabditida; Ancylostomatidae
Exons: 3
Coding region: 1-243 (80 amino acids)
Source: RefSeq, a predicted model, not a curated record